AGCUGGGGACUGGGGGCAGGGCAGGGAGGAGGAGGAGAGGCAAGUGACUGCUGGGGAUGCUAUCCCUCCCCCCACAAUCCUGGAAGCUGUCUGGAGUGAUUUCUCUGGCAUGAUUGCUCAGGAGGAUUGUGAAAUGCCAGCCUUCAUUAAAGAACUUGGGAAAGAAACCCAGCCUGAGACAGAUGCUCACGGCCUCGAUGCGGUCCUCAGAACUCUGUUCCCUAAAAGUCACCCUCACCAUUGUUCCACUGCACCGAGAAAAGAAAUGGUCAUAAAAGAUACCUUUAAUGGGACUGUGACCUUUCUACCAUUGGAGGAAAAUGAUGAAGGAAAAUAUCAGGUUAAGAAGUGCAACAUUUAUCAAAUUCGACUUACACACACUAAAGAUGAUGAAUGGUCUGUGUCUAUUUUAACUUCAUCUCCAGAAAACUGGGUCGCAGAUGGAAUAGUAUACCCCAAAAGAACGUGGCUUGGAAAUGAACUAUUGUCCAAACUGGCUAAAUGGUCCACUGAGGAAAAGCAGAGUGAGUUUAAAAGUACACUCUCGCUCAUUUCUGUGGCUAAAUACAGCAGGGUUUAUCAAGAGCUAAAACAAAAAUACAAAGAAAUGGUAAAGGUGUGGCCUGAAGUAACAGAUCCUGAAAAAUUUGUAUAUGAAGAUGUUGCCAUUGCUACUUAUCUGCUGAUCCUUUGGGAAGAAGAGAGAGCAGAAAAAGGGUUGUCUAAGAAACAGUCUUUUGUAGACCUAGGAUGUGGAAAUGGUCUGCUGGUUCAUAUUCUGAGCAAUGAAGGGUACCCAGGUAGGGGAAUUGAUGUCAGAAGAAGAAAAAUAUGGGACAUGUAUGGACCACAAACACAUUUAGAGGAGUCUGCCCAAGCAGAUUGCAAGAUUGUGGUCAAAGAGGACAAGUGGCACAAGAAGAGUGGUGGGAGAAGGAUACAAUCAAAUGAAUGUGCAAUCAGACCAGAUGACAGUUAUCUCUUUCCAAAUGUUGACUGGCUAAUAGGAAACCAUUCAGAUGAGUUAACGCCAUGGUUACCUGUAAUUGCAGCUAGGUCUUCCUAUUCUUGUUGCUACUUUGUACUGCCUUGUUGCUUCUUUGAUUUCCAUGGAAAAUAUAACCGAAGGCAAAGCCAGAAGACACAGUACAGAGAAUAUCUUGAUUUUGUUACAGAAGUAGGAUUGGAAUGUGGCUUCAGUGUGGAAGAAGAUUGCCUUAGAAUUCCCUCAACAAAAAGGGUGUGCCUCAUUGGGAAGUCCAGAACAUAUCCACCUCUGCAAGAGGAUCGGAUCGAUAAACAGAGAACACAGUAUAUUAACAACCGUCAGUCCUGCACUGGGGUCACAUCAGACAAAACAGUUGGAUCUAAUCAGUGUGACAACUGUCAUGUUGUAAACUGUGUCAUUGACCAAGCAGUAGAGUUGGAGUGUGCUGCAAAUGAGACAAAGACAGAUGGUGACAGGGUCUGGUUGUCUGGAUUUCAACCCAGAGAAAAAGUAGAACAAGUCAGGAACUGUGCUGCUCUCCCUCGGGAUUUUGUAGAUGAUGUGGUUUUGACCGUGGCAAGCUUACUGUUAAAUGCAACCCAAGAGAAGCCAUGGGAUCAUACACUUGAUGUACGUUUGAACACCUGGAAUAAAGGAGAAAGUCUUUCCUUGAGGGAAGUAGCAGAACAUUUAGACAAAGAGACUUUAAGGAGAUUAAAGAAUGAAUAUGGAGGCCUGCAGACAUUACUCAGGAACAAUCAUCAGGUGUUUGAAGUUCUAAAUGGAAGAGUUCAUAUUCGUGAUUGGAGAGAAGAGAAGCCCUCAAAGCGAACCAAGCCAGAAGUAAAACGAAGAUUUUCUGCUGAAGCUUUUAAAACAUGUCUCUGCUGGUUUUUCAUCCACCAUCCUGAUGGCUGUUCUCUGACUUCUGAAUCUUGUCCAUAUGCUCAUGGGACUGAAGAGCUGAGGCAGUCUCAGAUUAUGAAAAAGAAAAAGCACCCAUAGUAAUAAAGUACUGUUGGUUACUCUUAAUAAGUACAAUUAAGUGGAUUUCUGAUUAAUUUAAUGGACUGCUGACUGCAUGAAAAAUGUAUAAGGUUAAGUCUCUCUUUAUUUAUGUGUUCAUUGUAUUUAUCCAGUUUCUAAUAAGUCCUUUUCUAAUUUUAAGUGAUUUUUUUUUCUUUUUUAGGGAUUUUUAUGGACAGCUGUGAAAAUGUUGAAAUCCAGACGAAAAUGUCCAUGAUUUAUUUUUUUUUAUUUUAUUUUAUUUUUGGUAACAUCCUUAAAGUAUAGGAUUUUACAUUUUAAAAACAGUUGUGGUCUGACUGCUCAAUGGUUAUGUUUUGUUCAAACAGAAAAGUAAAACCAACUUUUAAAAUCUCA
Mauremys mutica (yellowpond turtle) is the source of this 2371-nucleotide messenger RNA. RefSeq names its product tRNA methyltransferase 44 homolog (gene TRMT44). NCBI's taxonomy places the organism in Eukaryota, Metazoa, Chordata, Testudines, Geoemydidae. Gene Ontology annotation, molecular function: metal ion binding; tRNA (uridine) methyltransferase activity. The transcript is spliced from 12 exons. Gene Ontology annotation, biological process: tRNA methylation. Bases 110 to 1993 code for a protein of 627 amino acids. The record is from RefSeq and is a predicted model, not a curated record.